Messenger RNA from Tigriopus californicus, 3445 nucleotides. RefSeq lists its product as uncharacterized. Gene Ontology annotation, cellular component: dystroglycan complex; sarcolemma; dystrophin-associated glycoprotein complex. The coding region runs from base 841 to 3258 and encodes 805 amino acids. Gene Ontology annotation, molecular function: calcium ion binding; laminin binding. Gene Ontology annotation, biological process: axon guidance; nerve development; muscle attachment. NCBI's taxonomy places the organism in Eukaryota, Metazoa, Arthropoda, Copepoda, Harpacticoida, Harpacticidae. The transcript has 7 exons. The record is from RefSeq and is a predicted model, not a curated record.
GUCAUCAACAUUUGGUCGUCAUCCAGCCAUUCAUCAUUAUUCACAUCAUCGUGAUUACUACAUCCAGCCACAAAGAGGGGGGACUGGGAUUGAUUGACCCUGCCAUCCGCUCAUUCCCCCGCGUGCGUGUGUGCGUGUGGGUCAAGGCGGAAAGGCCGAUGGAAGGACUGGACUCGAGUCACAUUUAGACUUGAACUGGCGGCGGACUGGCCGCCCCAAUCACCCAUUGCUCCUUCUCCUCCUCCUCCUCCCGGGAACCAGGAUCCGGGGACCAGGAUCACCCACCCGCAAAUUCCGUAUGACGUGCAUCUACCUGGACCAAACGGAGGUCGAUAUGAUGAUCAACCGAAGGGUGGGACCGGCCGGAGCGCCGCCCUCCAUGGGAGAGAGUGCCAACAGUGAAUGGAUCGAAAUUCCAUGGAGCCCAAUCCAACCCAGUUCAGUCCAGCCCGGGCCCCAGGAGGAACCGGCGGUGAAGUAGCUCGCCCUCCACGAUCCCAACCAUCCCAACCAUCCUAACCAUCCCUGACUGACUGACUGACUGACUGAUUAAUGAGCAGAAUCGGCGCCUGAGUCCAGGUGUGUCCAGUCUAUUAUUGAUAGGGAGUGUGUCUGAAAACGUGCGCCGAGGACCAGUCCCCGUUCCCUGGGCCGGAACAGGCUUGUGCGCUUUGUCCGGUGGGAUUCAUCAACACACGUCCAUUGACCCACGGAUCUCGGCCUCUCUCUUUCUUUCCCGGCCAAGGAUUCACGGAUUCACGGAUUCGCCGAUUCAAAGCCCCGCCCUUCUGGUCCGGCCUGACCAUUGGCUCUGCGCCUAGUGAGCUCCCACCCCUCGACAUGGCUCAAGCCGGGAUCAGAAACGCCAGCCCCAGUCAGCCUUGGUUGAGAUACGGUUGGACUGGCUUCUUGGUCAUCUGGCUCAUCUUGGGCUGGGGCUCGGCACACGCCGUGCCCGAUGGCAUAGCCAUGGCUGUCGCACCGCUCACUGAUUUGCCUACCGACCCGUGGGAAGGGUCGGCUUGGUCGGACUAUGACACCGAUACCGAAGACGAUGAGACGCCCGUGUCUUGGGAUCCGCUCGACCGGGUCCCCGAGUCCACCCAUCGGUCCAUUGGGCGCCAUGAUCCCGAGUCUCAGGGCUCCUGGGUCGUGCCUACGCGCGUUAUUCCGGAUCUGCAGAGCCCGGUUCAGCUCCACCCCUCUCAGGGUCCUGGUCCGCCCGCAGCCGAGGCCCCAUACCCGGCUGGCGCCACGUCGGACCAAGUUGUUCCGCCGGAUGAUAUUGGUUUCGAGCACGAAACGGGCUCGGGUCAAUUGCCGUUUGAUUUGGACGCGCCCCAUCUGUCGUUGCAACCCACGUCCGACAUGUACCAUCCUUCGGGGCGCCAAGACGUGUCCGGGGCCAUGGCCGCCACCCCCGAUUUACCCGGCACCCUACGCCCCGUGCCACCUCAGUUGCAAAUGAGGCUCAAAAAAUUGCCGGCGAUUGCCGGUCGCAUCACGAGGUGGACCAUCCCAGAAGGGACGUUUUUCGAUCCUGUGCAGGGUGGUACCCGCAACUUGAGCCUCUUCCUCCAGUUCCAAAAUGGUUCCAGAAUUCCGCCCCGCUUUUGGCUUCAUUUCCAUGUCCCAACCCACGAAGUCACAUUGAUGCCCGUGGACGAAAAUAUGAUUGGCCGUUGGUCUUUCGUUUUGAUUGCACGCAAUCUGGCCGGACUGGAGGCGCGGGACAUUCUUCAAGUUGUCGUCCGGCAAUAUCCCGGUUCACGUGUUGUCAAUCACAUGUUUAUGGCCACCUUUUCACAAGCGCAGUCUAAUCCCACUGAUCCCAACUACAAAUGGAAGAUGCUCGCGUUGAUGGUAGACAUUUUCAAAGACCGGAAUCUGAGGCAGAUGUUGAUUCGCUCCAUCACCGAGUUCCCGCUAACAUUUGGAUGGACCAAUACCACAUAUUUAAGCAGUGCUUGUCCCAGGCCAGACAUUCAAGAUCAAUACAGCUUCCUGCAAAGCCAAUUCCGACGUCCAGACUCGGAAGUAACGUCCGCUUUAAACCGCUUUGGUGUACGAGUGGAACAUCUAGAUAUGACUUUCUACGGACCGUGUCUUGUGGAAAAGGCAAUUCCGGCCAAGGCGAACCACUCGACCAACAUGGGGUCCUACUACAUGAACAGCAUCAACAACCAAGAUAAUGAGGUCCCGGUCAUACGGAAUCCCAUCGAUCGUAUCAACGUAACAGCGGGCGAACUUCUCCGCUUUCAGGUGCCCAAGGAUACCUGCUACGAUCCGGAUGAAGGCGACUCUCGGACUUUAACUCUUCAGUUGCUCUCCGUGACUCGAAAGGAGCUGGCUAAGCACUCGUGGCUUCAAUUUCACCAAGCUAAUCAGGAGUUCAUUGGAGUACCACUCGAAGAGGAAGUGGGUCGGGAAGAGUACCAAUUAGUGUGUUCGGAUAGCAACGGACUCAGUGCCAUUGAUGGCGUGGAAGUGCUCGUUUCAAACCGGCCAUUUACGGAGAAGAUCAAUAUCGAGUUUGCCUUCCAAUUCUCAAAUCCCAUUCAACAGCUUCGCGUGGUCCUCUUCAACAAAUUGUCACAACUGACAUUUCCAGGCAACGUCGUUCUCCGGGCGGUCGACAAGUUCUCGGUGGUAUGGUUCGACAAAGAGUUUAACCGAGAUGAAUGCAAUUUAGAUCUCAUCAGGAACGCUUCGAGUCGAUAUCUCGACGACAAAGGGUUACCCAAAGACCAUCUGAAGCGAUUGUUCAAGCCCUUGGAACUAAGUCAUAUCAAGAUCUUGAGUCACCGGAGUUGCAAUUGGACUCUAAAUGCCGUUCCUCCCACCGACGUCACAACCAAAGCGGGAGAGAAUCUAUACAGCUUCCACGGGAUCAUCAUUGCUAGUGACUACUUGCUCACUUUCUUUGUGCCUGUACUCAUUAUUUUCUUCAUGGUGGUAAUUGCCUUGGCCUUGGCCAUUGCUCUGCAUCGACGGCGACAAGCUGGAAAAUUGAACCUCUUUUUCGCCGAAGCCAUGCCCCCCCGACUGCCCGUGAUUCUCAAGAAUGAUUUGUUGGAAAGGGACGCCCACUCACUCAACACGGGCCUCUUUCCGGGCGGAAGCCAUCAACUCGACGCAGACGGCGACUAUUUACAUCAUCCCAAUCAAGAAAUGUCAGAGGAGAGCCAAUUCAUGGUGUCACCCUACGAUGCUAAAUUUGUUACCAAAUCUCGCCCUGCGCCUGCCUACUUGUCAUAAAGUCCAUAUUGUUCCUCAGCUAGCAAUUAAGUCAUAGUUAGUAGAUUGAUGUGCUCCCACCCCUGCUUGGUAUUUGUAUCGCCGUUCGUUAUCUAUUGUCGUCACCAUUUACCCGGGUAGUUGUUACCCAAUUUUGAUAAAUGUAAAAGAAAAUCCAUACCCAAGAAAUAAAUCGGUGACCGCUGAA